AAUACCAACAACAACAAAAAAAAACGUGAUCCCCUCUUAAAUAAAAUGGAAAAUGUAGACGUAAAGCACGGUAAAAGAAGCCCAGAAAGCCCGAGAAAUAACAACAGAGAACAAGAUCGAUUCCUUCCAAUAGCCAAUGUAGGCCGGAUUAUGAAAAAGGUCGUUCCUGGUAACGGCAAGAUAUCAAAAGAGGCAAAGGAAACCGUUCAAGAAUGCGUUUCAGAGUUUAUAAGCUUUGUCACGGGAGAAGCCUCGGAUAAAUGUCAAAGGGAAAAGAGGAAAACCGUAAAUGGUGAGGAUAUAAUUUGGGCAAUAACAACAUUAGGGUUCGAGGAAUAUGUAGAGCCACUCAAACUUUAUCUUGUCAAGUAUAAACAACUAGAAGGUGACAAAGUAAAUAACAAUUUACCUAAGCAACAACAAUGCAUUGAUCAACAACAUCAAGAUAGUUUCUCAACUUACAAAAGUGUUUAUUCAUUGCCAACAACGAAUAUGAACACGCAACAACCUUUUGCAACGUUUGGUGAUCAAACAUUUAUGUUGCCAUUUUCGUCGAAUUCAAUUGAACCACAAUUGCAUCAUCAACAAGAAAGCGUCGAUUCCAUUGAGCAAUGGUAACUUCAUGCCUCUUCUUCGUCUUCUUCUUCAUCUUCUUAUUCCUUGAAUGUGGAUCGAAGUUGUAAUUUUUUUGUGUUUAAUUUUUUUUAACCACAUUUUGGAAUUUGGGACAUAAUAGAUAAUUUU
Molecule: messenger RNA, 744 nt
Organism: Erigeron canadensis
Lineage: Eukaryota; Viridiplantae; Streptophyta; Magnoliopsida; Asterales; Asteraceae
Product: nuclear transcription factor Y subunit B-4-like
Exons: 1
Coding region: 46-618 (190 amino acids)
Biological process (GO): regulation of transcription by RNA polymerase II
Cellular component (GO): CCAAT-binding factor complex; nucleus
Molecular function (GO): RNA polymerase II cis-regulatory region sequence-specific DNA binding; protein heterodimerization activity; DNA-binding transcription activator activity, RNA polymerase II-specific
Source: RefSeq, a predicted model, not a curated record